GUCGUUCCCAAUCUCCCAAACCCUAAACCUUUUUCCCAUUACUGUGAUUCAAUCUCUUCUCAAACCCUAAACCAUGGCAAACCCUAAGGUCUUCUUCGACAUGACCGUCGGCGGCCAACCCGCUGGACGCAUCAUCUUCGAGCUUUACGCCGAUGUGACUCCCAGAACCGCCGAGAAUUUCCGUGCUCUCUGCACCGGCGAGAAAGGAGUCGGUCGCAGCGGCAAGCCACUCCACUUCAAGGGAUCCUCCUUCCACCGUGUGAUCCCCAACUUCAUGUGUCAGGGAGGUGACUUCACCGCCGGAAACGGCACCGGAGGAGAAUCGAUCUACGGUUCCAAGUUCGCUGACGAGAACUUCAUCAAGAAGCACACCGGUCCAGGAAUCUUAUCCAUGGCGAACGCUGGUCCUGGAACCAACGGAUCUCAGUUCUUCAUCUGCACUGCCAAGACCGAGUGGCUCGACGGGAAGCACGUCGUGUUCGGUCAGGUUGUUGAGGGAAUGAACGUUGUGAAGGAUAUCGAGAAGGUUGGAUCUGGCUCCGGCAAGACCUCGAAGCCUGUUGUGAUCGCCAAUUCUGGACAACUGUAGAUGUUGACCGUUGAGGCGUUUUCUAUCUGGUGGCUCUGAAUUUUAAUUUGAUCUGAAAUUCUAGUAGUGUCUUGUUAUUCGGUGUCGUUUUAUUUUUGUUGUGUUAGGGUUUGUGGUGGUGGUGCUAUUCUGUGGAUCGUAUUGAACCCCCUUUCCUUUUAAUUUUCUGUUACUGUUACUAUCCGUAUUGAACCCCCUUUCCUUUUAAUUUUCUGUUACUGUUACUAUCCGUAUGAAAUUAGUAGUUGAGUGAGUUGAGUCUUGUUAUGCUAAACAUAAAAAUGAUGAGCUACCUUCAAUAAACUAGGAUUUAUUCAUA
Messenger RNA from Vicia villosa (hairy vetch), 908 nucleotides. Its product is annotated as peptidyl-prolyl cis-trans isomerase 1. Gene Ontology annotation, biological process: protein folding; protein peptidyl-prolyl isomerization. The transcript has a single exon. Bases 74 to 589 code for a protein of 171 amino acids. The record is from RefSeq and is a predicted model, not a curated record. Lineage: Eukaryota; Viridiplantae; Streptophyta; Magnoliopsida; Fabales; Fabaceae. Gene Ontology annotation, cellular component: plasma membrane; cytosol. Gene Ontology annotation, molecular function: peptidyl-prolyl cis-trans isomerase activity.